This is a messenger RNA of Aspergillus glaucus CBS 516.65, 1994 nucleotides long. RefSeq names its product TolB family protein. The transcript has a single exon. The record is from RefSeq and is a predicted model, not a curated record. Bases 1 to 1968 code for a protein of 655 amino acids. NCBI's taxonomy places the organism in Eukaryota, Fungi, Ascomycota, Eurotiomycetes, Eurotiales, Aspergillaceae.
AUGUUCUUUUUACUCAUUCUGGCCCUGUUGGGUCCCACGAUAUGCCUGGCUGCCUGCCCCUACGCGCAUCUGGCAGAUACCAGAGACACCAAUACAAAUUUCACGCCGCGAUUUGAUGCAGUGCUCCCUCGCGCUGCGCUGGAAAAGAAAGGCAUCAUGCUGAUGAACCGCAUCAACCCAUCCUCAUCGCAACUAUACAUCACCAAUGCGGAUGGCUCAAACGAGCGACUCUUGCUGGGUGAUGACUCCGUAUUCGAAUACCAUGCAUCCUUUUCUCCAGACGGCCAACAUGUCGCCUUCACCACUGAACGUAACGGCGAUGGCAACUCUGAUGUCUACAUGGUCCACGUCAAUGGCAGCGGUCUGAGACCCAUCGCAACCACACCCGCGGUCGAAGAUGCGGUGGCUAUUUCUCCCAAUGGCAAAUAUGCCACCUACGCUUCCACGGCCGACGUCUACACGUCCAAUAUCUGGCUCACGGACCUUGAAACGGGCGCUACCCGCAAUCUCACAAACCAGACUGGUGUAACGGGCGAUCCGAGAUCGCCGAACGGGUUCUUUGCGCCGAGCUGGUCGCCUGAUGGGAAAUGGAUCGUUUUUUCCUCGGAUCGAAACACCGGGUGGACUGGUCAUGACAAUGGGACUGGCUGGGAGCAUACUCAAGAGCUAUCUAUCUACGCCAUCACCCCCCAAGGAACAAGUUUCCGAGAGGUGUACAGUAAACCGAAUAUGACCUAUGGAUCUCCCAAGUUUUCCCCAGACGGGAAGCGCGUUGUGUUCUAUGAGAUGACUGUGCAACAAACAUGGGACUCGCGGUCGUCGUACACGCUUAAUACCACGACCAACCAGAUUGUUUCAGUGGACUUUGCAACAGGCGCCGAUCGUGUCACGCAUACCAAUUCGUCUGGGUGCAAGGUCUACCCGCAGUAUACCUCACAGAAUAGCAUCGGGUACUUGAUCAAGGGCGGAUCCAAUGAGGGUAUUCACUAUACGUCCACUUCGAAAAAGAUCCUGGGUGGUAUGCGAUCGCCUGCGUGGUCUCCCGAUGGUAAGCAUGUAGUCUAUGAGAAGACAGACUGGACAAUCCGACCUUUGCAGAAGGAGCUGUGGACCUGGGACUCAGAGUGGGAUUAUCGCUUUAUGGACGUGUUCCCCGGCCUCUCUAACCAGGGAGAACUGGUAUUCACAACCAAGCAGACGGGUAGCCCGGGCAAUUCGUCUGUGGCGGUGAUGCAGCCCAGCGAAACCAACUUCACUCUUGCCUUCGAUACGUUUGAAACAGACCAGAUCGACGCAGAAACCGUUUCUUCGGGCGGUGGUGGAUCUUUCCAGCCAUCGUGGUCGAGUGAUGGGGAAUGGAUCACUUUUGGGUCAGGAUACUGGUUCCAGAGCCGCUCCACCAAGCCUGGUUGGAUCUACCGGACCAGGCCUGACGGAUCGAACUACGAGCAACUUACCUUCUCCAACUCUUCCAAUGCGGGCUUCCCUAGCUACUCUCACGACGGCAAGAAAAUCGUGUAUCGAGAAUUUCUGCCAGAAUUCGGGCUACGUCUGCUGGAUCUGGAAACCAACAAGACCACCACUCUGACGACGGAGCGUGAUAACCUCCCCUUCUAUUCGCCAUCCGGUGAGUGGGUGCUAUUCACGCGCAACAUGACCGACCUGGCGAAAGGCGAGUUCUCGAACUACGAGGUGUGCAUUAUUCGACCGGACGGCACCAACCUGACCGUGCUUACUUCGUCGUUUGCCAACGAUGCGCACGCCGUCUGGACUGCCGAUGGGCGCAUCAUGUGGUCGAGUGGGAUGUGGGGAUUCCAGGCUGAGGCGGCGACCUACGACAAUACCUUCCAGCCUUACGGCCAGAUCAUGAUCAUGGAUGUUGAUGGCUCGAAUAAGACGGUUCUCACAAAUAGCCUGUGGGAAGAUUCGAUGCCGCUCUAUGUCCCUAAUGCUUUUUUGGAUGACUGAGACGGGGUAUGUAUGAUAGAGAUUGC